AGGACAGGGAUCUGAAGCAGUAUAUGGACAGCUGUGGGAACAUUAUGAGCAUGUGCAACGUGAAGAUCUUCAUGUUCCAGCUUCUCCGAGGACUUUCCUACUGCCACAAGCGAAAGGUGCUGCACCGAGACCUGAAGCCACAGAACCUGCUGAUUAACGAGCGAGGAGAGCUGAAGUUGGCCGAUUUUGGUCUGGCUCGGGCGAAGUCGGUGCCCACCAAAACCUACUCCAACGAGGUGGUAACCCUGUGGUACAGGCCUCCUGAUGUCCUGGUGGGCAGCACAGAAUAUUCCACCCAGAUUGACAUGUGGGGUGUUGGGUGUAUCCUGUAUGAGAUGGCAGCUGGGAGACCGCUCUUCCCUGGCUCCACCGUCAAAGAGGAAUUGCACUUAAUCUUCCGGCUGUUAGGAACUCCGACAGAGGACACGUGGUCUGGGAUCACAUUCAACGAGGAGUUUAAGGCCAACAGCUUCCCUUACUACAGACCUCAGGCCAUCAUAAACCACGCUCCCAGGUUGGACGCAGACGGACUCGAUCUCUUCACUAACCUUUUGCUGUACGAGGCGAAGCAGAGGAUAUCGGCUGAGGCAGCCCUCCUGCACCCCUAUUUUAUGAGCUUGGGCGAAGGAAUUCACGUCUUACCCGACACUGUUAGCGUCUUCACUUUGAAAGAGAUUCAGCUACAGAAAGACCCCGGCUUCCGAAACUCAUCCUAUCAACAGUCAGCGCGAGGGAAGAGCAGAAGACAGAGCGUCUUGUUCUAGAUCACGUUUGACCUCACGUGUUGCCUCCUCAUCCUCCUCCAUCACAAGCGAUCAGCCAAUCUGAGAGCUCAUCAAAGGGAGACUCACUCGUCAACACAACACAACAUCAACACAACACAACCAACACAACAUCAACACAGCC
Messenger RNA from Callorhinchus milii (elephant shark), 906 nucleotides. Its product is annotated as cyclin-dependent kinase 18. The coding region runs from base 24 to 764 and encodes 246 amino acids. NCBI's taxonomy places the organism in Eukaryota, Metazoa, Chordata, Chondrichthyes, Chimaeriformes, Callorhinchidae. The record is from RefSeq and is a predicted model, not a curated record. The transcript is spliced from 9 exons. Gene Ontology annotation, cellular component: nucleus; cytoplasm. Gene Ontology annotation, molecular function: ATP binding; protein kinase activity. Gene Ontology annotation, biological process: protein phosphorylation.